This is a messenger RNA of Eleginops maclovinus (Patagonian blennie), 8886 nucleotides long. It is a transcript of the gene cdc42bpab, whose product is annotated as CDC42 binding protein kinase alpha (DMPK-like) b. Gene Ontology annotation, cellular component: actomyosin; cytoskeleton; cytoplasm. Gene Ontology annotation, molecular function: ATP binding; protein serine/threonine kinase activity. The coding region runs from base 1003 to 6411 and encodes 1802 amino acids. Gene Ontology annotation, biological process: actomyosin structure organization; peptidyl-threonine phosphorylation. The transcript has 43 exons. Lineage: Eukaryota; Metazoa; Chordata; Actinopteri; Perciformes; Eleginopidae. The record is from RefSeq and is a predicted model, not a curated record.
GCGACCGACCGGCGGGGGAGGCAGGCAAGGCAAAGGAAAGGACAGGGGGAGUUUAGGCUGUGUCCCGUAUUUGGAAUAAGCAAGACUAGACUACAGUUUUGCUCUUGACGUGAAACCAGCUCCUCUGUAACCUUCAAAAACGGCCUGCAUUUUUGACGGCUAACUUACUGCCGGGCUGUUGGAACUCUUGAACUAACCACCGCGUUGAACUGUGAAGAAACUAAAUAGACAUUUGGACGAAGAAUGGGAUUUAAAGAACAUAUCUGCCAGCACUGAGUUGUGAAAACAAGGGAAUAUUUUCCAGUUGGAUGGAAAACAACUACACUGUCGAAAGGGGCCAAAUUCAGUAAGGCUCUGUUAACACUGUGCAUAUUGUAUGUCAACUCCCGGGGGAAAAGGAGCAACGAUGGCAUUUAAGAAGCAAGAAAAGUAACGUUAAUGCUAGCUCGCUGGCUAGCUACAUAGCUAGCCUAGCAGCUAACUAAGCCUGUGUCGCCCUUCCAUUCCUGGAGCAGAGGAGGGGCGCUGAGGCUUUGUAGCAUUGCAGAUCUGCCUUGCAUUUUUGGGUCCCUGCAAGAAUGGAGAAUUCUAAAUAUCCACCACAACAACUCAGGGGGAUCUGUUGAACCGAGUUGAUUGGAUUCUUUUCCCAUUUCUCACCGAGAGAAGACCAGAAAACUGCCACUUGACGUUUGGAUUUCAUCAAAUCAGCCGGCCCGGGGUAGCCAGGGUCUGUAACUGUGACUACUUAUUUUGCCCUGUGGGGAUAGCUUUUAUAAAAUGGGGACGUGCUACAUAUUUUAGACUCUGGAUCUUGACAGGGAGACCAUGACCUGGCCGGUUUUAACGCCGAUUUAGCCCAGGCCAACUAAAAAAGUUUUAUUAUUUUCGGGACACAUUUAAGAACUUCUCUACAGGCCCACUGUGUGCUAGGCCGUUGGCUUAUUUCCCCUCCCUAUCCCCUUCAUCAUCAUUCAUUACUUUUAAAAACCCGGAAUAAUCAUGUCGGGAGAGGUGCGUUUGAAGAAGCUGGAGAAGCUGAUGCUGGAUGGCCCGGCUCAGUCUAUCGGCCAGUGCCUGAGUGUGGAAACACUGCUGGAUAUCCUGGUGUGCCUCUACGAUGAGUGCAACAACUCCCCACUCAGAAGAGAGAAAAAUAUCCUGGAGUUUUUGGAAUGGGCUAAACCUUUCACUUCCAAAGUGAAGCAGAUGCGCCUGCACAAGGAAGACUUUGAGAUCCUAAAGGUGAUUGGACGAGGAGCCUUCGGAGAGGUUGCAGUCGUAAAAGUGAGAAACACUGACAAGGUAUUCGCCAUGAAGAUCCUCAACAAGUGGGAGAUGCUGAAGCGAGCCGAGACGGCGUGUUUCCGGGAGGAGCGGGACGUGUUGGUAAAUGGGAACUGCCAGUGGAUCACCACCCUGCACUACGCCUUCCAGGACGACAAUAAUCUGUACCUGGUCAUGGACUACUACGUUGGUGGUGACCUGCUGACUCUGCUCAGUAAGUUUGAGGACCGGCUGCCGGAGGAAAUGGCCAAGUUCUACCUGGCUGAGAUGGUGCUGGCCAUCGACUCUGUUCACCAGCUACACUACGUCCACAGGGACAUAAAGCCCGACAACAUCCUGCUGGAUAUGAACGGCCACAUCCGCCUGGCAGACUUCGGCUCCUGCCUCAAACUCAUGGAGGACGGGACGGUCCAGUCCUCCGUGGCGGUGGGGACUCCAGACUACAUCUCCCCAGAAAUCCUCCAGGCUAUGGAGGAUGGGAAGGGCAAGUACGGGCCUGAGUGCGACUGGUGGUCCCUGGGCGUCUGCAUGUAUGAAAUGCUGUACGGCGAGACUCCCUUCUAUGCAGAGUCCCUGGUGGAAACCUACGGGAAAAUCAUGAACCACAAGGAGCGCUUCCAGUUCCCGCAGCAGAUCACAGACGUGUCAGAGGAUGCGAAGGAUCUGAUUCGCAGGCUCAUUUGCAGCAGAGAGCACCGAUUGGGCCAGAACGGCAUCGAAGACUUCAAGCACCACCCCUUCUUUGUUGGCAUUAUCUGGGAAAACAUUCUCACAUGUGAGGCUCCCUACAUCCCAGAAGUCAGCAGUCCUACAGAUACCUCCAACUUUGAUGUGGACGAUGACUGCCUAAAGAACUCGGAGACCAUGCCUCCGCCCUCUCACACUGCCUUCUCCGGCCACCACCUGCCAUUUGUGGGCUUUACCUACACCAGUAAAUGUUCCCUAUCAGACCGGGCCUCCCUGCGGCAGCUGGCUGGGGAUCCGGGUAAGCCGGGAAAGGACCAGGUGGACCUGGAUGUCCAGCGCGGCCUGGAGGACAGCCUGGCCACAGAGGCCUACGAGAGGAGGAUCCGCCGCCUGGAGCAGGAGAAGUUAGAGCUGAGCCGCAAACUGCAUGAGUCGACUCAGACGGUGCAGGCCCUGCAGCACCCGUCAGGCGAGGGCCCUGUCGGCCCCAACAGGGAGGUGGAGAUCAGGAGUCUGAAGAGCGAGAUCGACAUCCUCAAGAAGCAGAUCGCUGACUCGGGUCAGAUUGAGAAGCAGCUGGAGGAUGUGUCGUUGGCCCGCAGAGACCUGGAGGACUCCUCCAAACACACCAGGACUCUGGAGAAACAGAUGAAGAGUGUCUCACAGGAGAGGGACGACAUGCACAAGGAUCUUUUGGAUGCCAACGAGAAGCUGAAGGCUCAGUCGAAGGACCUGAAGGAUGCUCACAGCCAGAGAAAAUUGGCAAUGCAGGAGUUUUCAGAGCUAAACGAGAGGCUCACAGACCUCAGGUCGGUGAAGCAACGCCUGGCUCGGCAGCUGCGUGACAAAGAGGAGGAGGUAGAGAGUCAGGGUCAGAAGGUGGAGGCACUCCGCCUCGAGGUGCGAAAGGCCGAGAGGGCCAAGAAGGAGAUGGAGGCGCACUCUGAAGAGCAGACAGCAGAGGCACAAAAAGAGAGGAAGCUGAGGGAGCGUAAUGAGCAGUACAGCCGACAGCUGGAGGAGGAGCUGGAGGGGCUUAAGGUGAAGCAGGCCGGCUCCUCCACCCCCGGGGCCUCAGCAGACCAGACCCAGGAGGUGGGACGCCUGCGCGGGGACCUGGAGAAGAAGACGGUCCAGUACGAGGAGGAGUUGGCGCGCAGGGAGGGCCAGCACAGCAGUGAGCUGAAGGCUCUGCGCAAAGAGCUGCGGGACGCUGAGAGCCAGCACCUUGCCCUGCAGAAGGAGAUCCUGAUGCUCAAAGACAAGCUGGACAAGACUCGCCGGGAGAGCCUAAGCGAGAGGGAAGAGUUUGAGACCGAGUACAAGCAGAAGUACGAGAGGGAGAGAGUCCUGCUGACCGAAGAGAACAAGAAGCUGUCCAGUGAGCUGGAUAAGCUCACCAGCAUGUUUGAGAAGAUGAGCAGCUCCAAUAGGCAGCUGGAGGAUGAGAUGAGGGAGCUGGCCGACAAGAAGGAGAGUGUGGCUCACUGGGAGGCCCAGAUCACGGAAAUCAUCCAAUGGGUGAGUGAUGAGAAGGAUGCUCGGGGUUAUCUGCAGGCUCUGGCCACUAAGAUGACAGAAGAGCUGGAGGGACUGAGAAACACCAGCCUGGGAGCGAGGGCCACGGACAUGCCGUGGAAGAUGCGGCGCUUCGCCAAGCUGGACAUGUCGGCCCGUCUGGAGCUGCAGUCGGCCUUAGACGCUGAGAUCAGAGCAAAGCAGGGCAUCCAGGACGAGCUGAACAAAGUCAAGGCUAACAACAUGUCCACGGAAUGUAAACUGCAAGAUGUGGAAAGUAAAAACCAGGAACUCCUCGCAGAGAUCGACAGGCUGAAGAAAGAGACGGAGGAGCUGCGGCUACGAAGAGGUGUCAAGCACCAGGAUUCCCAGAAUUCCUUCUUGGCUUUUCUCAACGCCCCCACCUCAGCGCUUGACCAGUUUGACCGCUCGCCAUCCGUUGGCCCAGCUAGCAAAGGCAGACGCGUGGACUCUAUGGAUAACUUCACCCCCUCUAACACUCCAUCCAGGGAAGAUGACCCUAAGCUGCACCUCAAGUCCCGCUCGCGGUCACCCUCCAUGGCCAGUGACAUGGAGCCCAUAGAGUUGAUAGACCACCCUCCUCGCACAGUCCAGACCCCCACCAUGCGCUCAGGAGGGUACGGCAGUAUUGGACGCUCCUCUCCUAAGCCCAAAGCCCAUCAGUUUGUGGUGAAGUCCUUCAGCACCCCCACUAAGUGUAACCAGUGUACUUCCCUCAUGGUGGGGCUCAUACGUCAAGGCUGUACCUGUGAAGUGUGUAACUUCUCCUGCCAUGUAACGUGUGCGGACAAGGCUCCAGCUGUGUGUCCCGUGCCCCAGGACCAGACCAAGGGCCCGCUGGGUAUCGACCCUCAGAGGGGGAUCGGUACUGCGUAUGAAGGCACCGUCAGGGUGCCCAAACCGACCGGGGUGAAGAAGGGUUGGCAGAGGGCGAUGGCUGUGGUGUGUGACUUCAAACUGUUCCUGUACGAACUGGGAGAAGGAAAAGCAACUCUGCCAAGUGUCGUAGUCAGCCAAGUCAUAGAUAUGAGGGAUGAAGAGUUUUCAGUAAGUUCUGUCCUGGCCUCUGAUGUCAUCCAUGCCAGUCGCAAAGACAUCCCCUGUAUAUUCAGAGUGACGGCAUCCCAGCUCUCCCCCUCCAGCAACCACAAGCCCUCCAUCCUGAUCCUGGCCGACAGCGAUCAGGAGAGGAACAAAUGGGUGGGCCUCCUCAACGAGCUGCACCGCAUCCUCAAGAAGAACAAGCUGAAGGAGCGUUUCGUCUACGUCCCCAAGGAGGCCUACGACUGCACCCUGCCGCUCAUCAAGACCACCCAGUCUGCUGCUAUCAUAGAUCACGAGCGUGUCGCCCUAGGCAACGAGGAAGGCCUUUUUGUCAUCCAUGUCACCAAAGAUGAUAUUAUCCGGGUGGGGGACAACAAGAAAGUGCACCACAUCGACCUGAUCUCCCAGGAGCUGCUGCUGGCGGUGAUCUCCGGCAGGAACCGCCAUGUCCGUCUCUUCCCCACGCAGGCCCUGGACGGCCGCGAGACCGAGUCCUACAAGCUGGCAGAGACAAAGGGCUGCCAGACCAUCGUCUCCGGCCCCGUGCGCAACGGCUCCCUCACCUGCCUCUGCGUGGCCAUGAAGAGACAGAUCAUCUGCUACGAGGUGAAUAAGAGUAAAGCUCGUCACCGCCGGCUGAGAGAGGUGCAGGCCCCGGGGCCCGUUCAGUGGAUGGGUCUGCUCAGUGAGCGUCUCUACGUUGGAUACCAGUCUGGAUUCACACGCUACAGUGUACAUGGUGACGUAUCCCCCGUCAACCUGCUCCACCACGAGGACCACACCCUGGCCUUCAUCCCACAGCAGGGCCUGGAAGCACUGUGCGCCGUGGAGAUCUCCAGCAAGGAGCUGCUGCUGUGCUUUAGCUCCAUCGGGGUGUACGUGGACUCUCAGGGCCGCAGGUCCCGGCAGCAGGAGCUCAUGUGGCCCGCUGUCCCCAUCUCCGCCUGCUACAACGCCCCCUACCUGUCGGUGUACAGUGAGAACGCUGUGGACGUGUUCGACGUCAACACCAUGGAGUGGAUUCAGACCAUCCCUCUGAAGAAGGUGCGACCUCUGAAUGUGGACGGCUCUCUGAACCUGCUGGGCCUGGAAACAGUACGGCUGAUCUACUUCAGAAACAAGUUGGCCGAGGGUGAUGAGCUAGUUGUCCCGGAGACGUCAGACAACAGCAGGAAGCAGAUGGUGCGCAGCAUGAACAACAAGAGACGCUUCUCCUUCAAGGUGCCAGAAGAGGAGCGGCUUCAGCAGAGGAGAGAGAUGCUGCGAGAUCCAGAGAUGAGGAACAAGCUGAUCUCUAACCCCACCAACUUCAACCACGUGGCCCACAUGGGACCAGGAGACGGGAUCCAGAUCCUCAAAGACCUGCCCAUGAACGUCCGUGUUCAGGAGAGCCGGGCGGGCUUCAGCGGCUCCGUCAGCAUCCCCUCCAUCACCAAGAACCGGGCGGAGCCGGGCCGCUCCAUGAGCGCCAGCAGCGGGCUGGGCAUACGCUCCUCCUCUCAGAACGGCAGUGCGCUCCGCAGAGAGCUGUCGGGAGGAAGCUACAGCUCCAAACGGCAGACCAUGACCUCCCCCUCGGAGAGCUCCCUGUCCUCAGGGGGGGGCAUGGACUGCGGCGACGCCCCGCUCUCCCAGUUUGACAGAGAGUGGCAGGCGGUCUCCCCGUCGGAGAAGACCCCCGAUCUGAAAAGGGCUUUAAGGACCCUGCUUAGUAAGAUGAAGGACUCGGACUCCCCCCGUCACUCCACGGCCUCCAACAGCUCCACCUUCAGCAGCCCCCCCAGCCCGGCCUCCCCACACAAGGCCAAGUCCCUGUCCCUGGAGAGCACAGACCGGAUGGGCUGGGACACAUGAGCCUCCGCCUGAAACCUCUUCACCCCCCGCCAGCCCCCUGACCGACAGCACAGGACUCCUCCCCCGCAACCUCUCACAACCUUUAUGACACCCCCCCCCCCCCCCUUCACUGCCCAGAUAACUGCACCUCCUGACGAGCAUUUGUCCCACUUCAUGACCUCUAUUUGUCUUAUCGUACUUCCAAGACUCGUCGUCUCUCCGAGGGAUAACUUUAAAAAUGAGUGUACAUGUAGGUGCUGAUGUUUGAGGUGUGUGUGUGAGUGUGUGAGUGUGUGAGUGUGUGAGUGAGUGUGUGAGAGUGUGAGAGUGUGUGAAGCUGUAUGCGCUUGCCAAAAAGCGUGUGUGCAUGUGUUAAUUCAGAAAGGGCAUACGAUAUAGGAAUGAAGCGCUCCCGUGUUUUUGCUAUCAACCGAAGCGUCAUUGACACUACUCUGUCCCCCCCACCCCCCACCCCCUCCCACGCUGAGAUUCAUUCAGAGACUCUAAAGCCUCACGAUGCAACAAAAAGAGAAGAGGAUCAUAAUGAGAGAAGAGGAUUUGUACUUGUACAUAGGACCCGUUGGGUUUGAGGGGACGAUAUUUUAAUUUAUUUAUCAAUCUUAGAAGGGAGGCUUGUUUUUGCUUCAUGGCCAGAAUCAGACGGGUGGAGUUUAGCCUCUCCCCCCUCACUUACCCUUUCUUUGCUUUCUCUUUGGGUGCUGCAAAAAAUUCAAAAUGUAACAAAAAAAAGGAGAAAGGAUUAUUUUUCUUUUGCUCAUGAUAUUACGUGCGGUGACUUUAUACUAUUUUUUAUUUUGACCGUCAGCAAAAAGCUACUAUGACAUCAUCACAUCUGUGCUCUCUCCUUAUUGGUCCAACGCGAGUGACAUCAUCGUCAUAGUGUAGACGCUCCGCCUUGCUGUACAACCAAACUGACCAACCAUCACAAUAAUGUACAUAGGUUGAAAGUAGAGAGUAAUAUAUGAUAAGGAAAUACUUUAGAGAACUACACAGGAGAGACCAAGAAUCCUCUUCAUUUCCUUUGUCACAAAAAGCCAUUUUAAACCACUUUUCUUUUUUACCCAUUGAUUUUAGAUUUGUUUUAUAUUUUAUGUAUGACACAUUGUUUUUUUUCCCCCACUCUGUUUGCGUUUGGAUCAACACUACUGUAGAGUGAACAGUUAUCACACAUGUAUCCACACACACACGCACUCUGAGGUGGUGUUUUUAUGCCUUCGUCCUGCUCCUCCUCCUCCUCCUCCCUGUCCGAGGAGGAAGUGAUCAUUUACGGUUACGGAAUAAAGAUCAGUGUUGAUUUAACCAAAAACUAAAAAAAGGACAAUAGAGGACGAUCUUUCUCAUGUAUACUCUGACGACACAUUUGUUUAAAAACACUACAAAGCAGAAUGUAACACUUAAAGUCAGCACCGUUUGUCUUGAUAAAGCGCAGAUGAUUUAACCUCAGAGCUUCCUGUGGUCUGUAAGGGCUGGAUGUUAGAAAGGCCUCGGAAAUAAAGUACCUGGAACCCCCUGAUAGGAUAGUGCUUCGGUCGAGGGCAGAAGGGUGUCAAACUGUAGGGGGGCAACAUUAAACUCUAAAUAAAAUGUGGUCUAACGUGGUGUCAUCUGUCCUCUGAUACCGGCCUGUUGUUGGUGACUCUUUAAGACUCAGAAUCUAUUCCAUUGUGUGUUAGAAAGGGACACAAAGCUAAGCGGCGCUAACACGAUCCAUUCCAAGUGUUUUCUUUUAAGUAUUCCAUUUUAUAUGAAGAGAAGGGGGGAGGGGGGUCUGCUGGUUUUAUUCCAAAACAACCACCUAUUUUAAAAAGCUAGUGAGUCUCCUGCAGUUUCUGUAGAAUGUAUUAGAUAGAUGGGGAGGGGUUGGGGUGUUUUAUUAUUGGCCCAUAUUGUACAGAAAAACGGAUCCUACACAGAAAGAGAAACUCAGGAAUUGUCAGAAGAACCAAUGAAUAAUCUUCAUGGAUGGAUGGUGAGGAGAGCUGUACAGUAGAGGUGGAGGCGGCAGGAUAAAGGUGGAGAAAAUGCGUUGAGGGUGGCAGGGGGUUUAUGGCUCAGGUGCCACAGUGGUAAGAAAAUCAACAAAAAAAAAUUCAAACGCCUUUGCAUUUCAGUGAGGUCUUAUCUACAGUACCUUCUAUAUUAUUUUUGCUCUUUCAUAUCAUAUUACACUUUGUUUUUUUUUCUAGGAUUGCUUUGUAAUAAUUUGUACAGUUUUGCAUGUUAUAGAUGUAAUCAUUUUUGUUUUCGGUUUGUUGUUUUACUUGCUCCUUUUUUGAACGGUUUGGGCGUUUUACUGAGGAUAACCCACUACAGGUGAUGUAGAUUCUUUUUUGCACAAAAAAAAAAAUAUUUAAGGUGUAAGGUCAAAACAAAAAAUAAUGUAUGGAACUGGCUGCCACACUGAUGUGGAGAACUCAUUAUAUUAACCUGACUCCGAUGUAUUUCAAUAAAGCGGAGGGCUGUUACAAAUACAAA